This is a messenger RNA of Vombatus ursinus (common wombat), 1580 nucleotides long. RefSeq names its product visinin like 1 (gene VSNL1). The transcript is spliced from 4 exons. The record is from RefSeq and is a predicted model, not a curated record. The coding region runs from base 191 to 766 and encodes 191 amino acids. Gene Ontology annotation, molecular function: calcium ion binding. Lineage: Eukaryota; Metazoa; Chordata; Mammalia; Diprotodontia; Vombatidae.
CUCUGAUUAUCAGCAGCACUGUCAGCCAGAACCUCCCUCCGGGCGUAUUGCUCACAGAGGUGCCUCUGCUAAGACCUUAGCUCAGCCGAGAGUGUGGACGGUUUUUCUCACGCGUUUCCCACUGCAGUCGUUGAGAGGAGCAGCCUCGUGGACAGAGCGUUCUAUUUGGAGUCAAGAAAACCUAGGCACCAUGGGGAAGCAGAACAGCAAGCUGGCCCCGGAGGUGAUGGAGGACCUGGUCAAGAGCACGGAGUUCAACGAGCACGAGCUCAAGCAGUGGUACAAGGGCUUCCUCAAGGACUGUCCCAGCGGGCGCCUCAACCUCGAGGAGUUCCAGCAGCUCUAUGUGAAGUUUUUCCCCUAUGGAGACGCUUCCAAGUUCGCCCAGCACGCCUUCCGAACCUUCGACAAGAAUGGGGAUGGCACCAUCGACUUCCGAGAGUUCAUCUGUGCCCUCUCCAUCACCUCCAGGGGCAGCUUCGAGCAGAAGCUGAACUGGGCUUUCAACAUGUAUGACCUGGACGGUGACGGCAAGAUCACCAGGGUGGAGAUGCUGGAGAUCAUCGAGGCGAUCUACAAGAUGGUGGGCACCGUCAUCAUGAUGAAGAUGAACGAGGAUGGGCUGACGCCGGAGCAGCGAGUGGACAAGAUCUUCAGCAAGAUGGACAAGAAUAAGGAUGACCAGAUCACGCUGGAUGAGUUCAAAGAGGCGGCCAAGAGUGACCCUUCCAUCGUGUUACUGCUGCAGUGUGACAUUCAGAAGUGAGGCCGGCGGGCCAGGGCUUGCCCAUGUCAGUCUGCAGCGACAGACACACCCACACAGACAGACACACACACACACCGACACACAUGCGUGCGCGCAUAUACGCGCAUGCGCACACACGCACACACAAACAUUGCUUGGAUUACCUGUAUCAAUGGAUUUGCUUUCUGUGUUUGAAACACUUGUGUGCAUGAGAAUUUUAUUUGCUAAAGAAUUUUAAAAGUCUCUAUAUUAUAAAAAGAAAAAAAAACAGAGGACCCAAACUGCGCCCAUGUGAUGUAUACAAUGUCAUUCCAUGCCUCCACCCCUCAUGCUCAUCCCUCCGUGUCAGUGACGAAUCCCCUGAUUCUGUAACUAACUGUUUGAUCUAAGCUGUGUCACCGUCCCUGCUGCCGGACAGACAGACAGACAGACAGCUGUCAGCCCGUCCCCAGCUUCCUCCACUCUCUCGCUCACUGGGGGGAGCCCAGCCCCCUCUCCGAGCUGUGCUAUCAGUGAAUGUCAAUGUGUCUCAUCUGCAUGCAUGCCUCUUAGUCAGGGCCGCCUUCCACCUGGUCUCAUCUGCAUCUUUUCCACCCAGAAGACCUAUGUGCGAGGAAUGCAGUAUCACAUGUAACAAACCCCCUGCUCAAAUGCUCCCUUAAUUAAGACAUCUAUCUGUCUAUCUAUCUAUCUACACACAAACACACAAAAGUCUAAUUAUUUAUUCGAAGUUUAAAAAAAAAAGUUAUUCGAAGUGUAUGGAUUUCUGCUUGGUUUUCAGAAGUUUCCAAAAAAGGUUGCAAUAUAUGUCCCAAAUAAAUUUAUAAUAUUUGAC